CGCUUUCGUCAUGUUACAUGAACGGGUAACGAAAGCCCGGCAUAACUUAAAAGCCUGGCUGUUAUUAUUUUGCAUUUGUAGCUGUUGUGAUAAAUCUAAGGAAGGAAGCUGUUGUUCUACCCAUAAUGAAUUUCCUUAAGUCUCACUUGCGUGGAAUAUUUUAUCCUCCGGGAACAACUCCUUUAAAUUGGAGACUAUUCUCCAUCGUUUUCUUAUCUUCGGUAAGUAAUUAUUUUAUCUUUCCUUUAACUUUUCUAUCGCAACGCGCGAUUUUCCAUAAUUAUCCUGAGAGCUUACCGUAGUGUAUUUAAGAAGACAAUAGGAGACUCAAACAAUGCGGGAGUUAGCCAUUUCCAGCACUGUAAAACAGAUCUAACGCAGAUUAAUCAAAUAAGGAGAUAAAUUUUUAAUGAAACUCAGUGGUGCUGCGUCGGUAGGGGUAUUUCAAGAUGACAUGGUUUUAUCAUCUGAGUUGAUUCUGCAAAUUGGCCACCGUAAAGAUUUUCCAAAGCUGAUGUUUCGAGCUUUAGCCCUUUAUCAGAGCAAAACAGUACUGUUUUCUGUGUAGUAGUAGUUAGUUUUCUGUGUAGGUUACACCGGUUACGCAAUAUGUUCGUCUGACAAGGGGCAGUGUUGUUGAGGUCUAGUUCAUUUGGUUUAGCGCUGAUGUAUUAACUGUCAGACCUUGAUAUUGCUCAAACGAUGCUGGAGAAAUAAAUUCCGCAAGCAAAAGCUAGAGCGGACGUAAAGAACGUAAGAGCCACUGCUGAUGAUCAAGAUGGGAACGCUUUAAAAUUUUUUUGUUGUACUGUCGCUGAUUGGCACGUGAGCAUUCACGUGAAGGAGCACACGAUGAUCAAUUUACAUAAGAGAGCGAGACUAGAAGUUGCAGCUAGAAUUGUUGCAACUCUGGCAGACUGAUGGAUGAUCCAUUACUUAACUUUAUUAUUGUAAAAUUGGAACACUGCAUGCGUUGAACAAAACGCUGUAAAACUGAGCUUGGGAUUCCGGAGAAUGUCACCUAGGAUAUAGCUCACUGGCUGAGUCAUUAAAGUUGAAAAAAUUCGAUCUCGUAAUUGUGCCUGGAGGUUGUUCUUAGUUCAUUUUAAGAAACCAGAUAUCAGUCAGAAUAAGCCGCUCAAAGUUCUUAUCGAGAAAAGUACAAUAAAUAGCCACGGAAACUUGAAAAAAACUUGGAAUUUCGGAGCUUCGAUCAAGUUAAGUUAAUUUGUAAUGGAUUCUAUAUGCUUGGGCUGAGCUACCCACAAAUGCUAUCCAUAUUUCCUUCACAAGUUGCAUCUUUAACCUCUCUUUGAUUUAUGCUUUGAAUGAUGAUGCUAUUCACAGUUUCAUAGAAGGACAGCCCUCAGGGAAGCUGGCAAUGUUACCUAUAUGCAGCUAGAUAUUCUUAGCUGAGAACCAAAUACGAAUUCUUUUCAAUGCAUAAGUUCUUAUGUGUUAGAGGCAUAGCCUCCUGUGUUAGAGGUUGUUGACUUAGAUCAAGAAGGGAACAGUGUGGUCCAAAUUGAGUGAAUUAAGACACUUUUAACUUGUAAUUAAAUUGAAAAGUGCUAGAAGAGAUCAGAGGUGAAAAUCGAGACACUUCUGUUAAUUAAUUACUAUUAAUAAUAUUCCCAUUCAGGUGAAAACGAAAGGGAAAAUUUUGUGUGCCAUGUCCAAUUUUUAAAUGUGCCUCACUUGCAAAUAAGCUUUGCCCUUGAGGAAGUGGAACAUCGAGGUGCAAAUAAUAUAAGAAGUGCUAUGGUGCAUUAAUACAAGUAAUUACAAUUAUAUUUUCUUGACACAAAAGGAAUUCAACAAUUAUGAUGAAUGUUGUUUUAUUUUCAGUUUUGUUCUGCAAUGUCCAUCACCAUAUUGUUUCCAUUUUUACCAGCUAUGGUAAAGGUGAGAUGAAAUUAUGAUCAAUGCUCAAUUUUAAGAAAUGUGUCAGCAGGCUGUAUAAUUAUGGGGAAGGAAGCUUGAUUAUUGAACCCACAAAAAGUUAAUUAACUCAUCAUGGUUUUUAAAACACCAAUGAAAAAUGUCUGUUUUGUACUUGAUGUCUAAGAUAUUGUCAUUAAUCAAAGAUUUGUCAUGUGUCUGUUUUUUUUGUUUUAUUUUUUUUGUCAGAGCUUUGGGAUCUCAGAUGAAGACACAGGUACUAUGUGGUUGCAUAAUAAUUAUUUCUAUACUUUCUAUAAAGUUUUUGUUUAGUUACUAACUAAAGAUAUGAAAUGCCAGGCUGACACUGGCCAUAGUCAUUGCUUUUUUAGUAUUUGAUAUACAUGAUAUGGUUUGAUAGUUAUACUGAUUAUGAAAUAACUGACUUGAUCUCUAUUUAAUUAAUUUUGUUCUUUACCAUGUGCUCCAUCCAAUUUACAUCAAGGACAAGUUGCUUCCUUUCCUUAUAUUUAUAUGUAAAUUAUAUAGUUGACAAUUCACAAAGGAUCACUGAAUACCAGUGCUAAUCGAUAGAAGCCUCAAUAAUAAAUUUACUGACUAUUGUGUCCACUUUUCAUAAGUUCUCAGCAAUAUUCAGUUAUUUCCGCAUUUUAAAAAGAAAAAAUUUAACAAAAGUAUUUGAUAACAAUUUCCAUUUAUUUCUUUCCUUUCUAGGAUACUAUGCAGGUGUUGUAGCAUCUUCAAUGUUUAUUGGACGCACUGCAGCUUGGUAAUUGCAGAGAAAAUUUUAUUUGAUAAGUAAAAUCUUAGAUCCAGGCUGACAUGUGAUAUAGUAACUUAACAUGGCAGUUCUAGAUGUUACAAAUAAUUUAUAAUCAUUGAAAGAUUUCCAGUAAAUGUGCACCUUGGGGGCCAGGUAUGUUCCUAAAGAUUCUAUUCUAAACUUAAUGAAUAAAGAAACUUUAACACAAGACACAUCAAUUGCAGUGGUGUACAUUGAUUUUAUUUUCGAGAGUGUUGAUGUACAAGGCACAGCAGCUAUGGACCAGCAAACAUUUCUAACCAAAAUUUACUUGCUCCCUUUCAGUUAUUUUUGGGGAUUAAUGACAGAUAGAUUUGGAAGAAGGCCUGUGAUGAUGAUCUGCCUUACAAUGACCCUGGUUGGCAUGGUUUGCUUUGGUCUGUCUGUCUCUCUCUACAUGGCCAUCAUUACCAGACUAUUUGUUGGACUAUCUGCUGGUAAGUGUGGUUAUUGCACAUUAUUCAUACUUUACGGUGAUGAUCAUUUUAGCGGCAUUACUAAUUGAUAUUAAGGUUUUGUAACUAAGGAAAAGUGACAGGAAACUGAAGUGAAAAGCCUAGGAUUUUGAAGAUUAUAUUAAAGGGCUGAGGGUUUGGUGGAAAAAAUUUUUGACUUGGAUAGUAGGCUUGUUAGUUGAAGAACGUUGAAUGUUAAUACAUUUUUCUUUAAACUUAGAUGAUCUUUUUGUGAUUCACUUCAGGAAUUGUAGGGACAUGCAAGACAAUUGCUUCAGAAGUCAGUGAUAAUACAAAUCAGGUGAGUUAACUUUAUUAUGAUUGCAUGUGUGCUUGUUUUGUGAGGUGACAAUCACAAGCAAUGCAGGUGAAGUUAUUUGUUAUUUUAUAUAGUUUUAAGAUCUUACUAGCUAAUGUUAUGUGCACUGAAGUGGUGCUUGAGAACUUAAAUUCUUAUUAAUCCUGGACUACAGAUGGUCAAAUGAACAAAUUUUGAAGUGAAGGAGCCCAAAGGUGGUACUGAUUGUCAUUUUUGAACAAUAUUCAGGUCAGAGGGGUAUCCCUGUUGGGAGGUACCUGGGGUAGUGGCAUCCUGGUCUUGAAAAUUUUGGACAUUUAGAUAGCUCUGUUGUAUGUCAUUUGGAGCAUUGUGGGACAAUUAAACUUGAUGAACAAGUCCCUGGCUUCCUAACUUUCUGUACUCCUAUGGCAUUGCAAGAAUAUUUGUGAAAUAGUGAACAAAUUGGAGACCAAAAUUGGCCUUUGAAAUCAUUUAACAGAACAUUUUAGCAUACAGGACAGAAAGACUACAUACAGAAAGUGCAAUUUAUUACCCUUUGGUGCGGAUUGAUUUUGGCACCCCUAUUUUCUAGGUUGCUGUGUUCUUAAAUACAGUUUCAACCCACACAGUAUUUAGUGUUGAAUUUUCACUCAUUGUGUCUGAUUUGUUUCAUUAGGCAAUGGCAAUGUCAAUUAUACUGACAUCUUGGAAUGUGGGACUCAUCAUUGGUCCAGCUAUAGGGGGUAAGAAAAUGCUCCAUGUACUCAUGGACACCAAAACUAAAUGAUCAGCCAAAACAAAGAAUGUCUUAGAAUGCAAAACAGCACAAUGCUGACAGGAAUUAGAAUAAUUUCCAUUGUUGGUUGGUAUUCUGAAAGUUAAUUAUCUAUACAGCUGUAACUGAAGAGAUGUAUUGAAUAAAGUACCUUGCAUGCUUAACUGAGCUUCUUCUUUAUGUGUUUCACAAGGGAGUGUAAGACUAUUUGGAAGGAGAGUCUUGGAGUCUUUCAGAAAUCUAUUUGGGCUUUUUUCCAUGCACCUUUUCAGUUAUUGAUUUGUAAAAAUGACUUGUUAUUUAUUUUAAAUGUUAUUUACUAUUUCAAAUGUUGAAUAAAUUUUAAAUGAUUAACAAAUGUCAUUUCUAAUUGCAGGUUAUCUUGCAGAGGCAUCACAAAAAUAUCCCAGUGUUUUUACAAAAGGUUUGUUAGAGUGUAGUGUAUAAGAUUCCACUGAAAGAGGAACAUUAUAAGCCCAGCUAGGGAAUAAAAUUUUUCUUUCAUGGUUUAUAUGUUUUAAUUGUUUUUGUUUUGUGAUAUUAGUUCUUAUCAGAAUGUCUUUUAUAUGGUAGAGUGUUGUCACUUUGCAAGAACAGCUUUUAACAAAUAACUAAAGUCACACCUUUAUUAGGCAGCAUCAUAUUAAGUGGUCACUAUGAGUGGUCAGUCAUCAAAGUCCUGACUUUGAUUCCCUAAAUCACUCAGUAUUAACCUUUUAACUCUUAAGAUCUCAUUAGUAAUUCUCCUUACUAUCUGCCAUACAGUUCUUUUGGUGUUUGUUUGAAGAAUUUGGUACUGGAUAAACUUAUAAUCCCUUAAUUGAUAUUUUUCUUUAUUCUCAACAUUUGUUUGCUUGUCAUAUUGCAUUGAUAUUAUAAGGAGAAAUUCUGUCUUGGUCACUCAUGGGAGUUAAAGGGUUAAUAAUUUUGACCUCUGUUAAGCCUUUAGGUCACCUUAAUGUGAGUCCCAAGGGCCUGUUUGUAGUGUUUUCCACCUGUAUUGAGCAGUCACUGAAAGUGGAAAUGCUCAAAGAAAAUCAAGAAUAACAAUAAAUCAUAAGAACAUUUCAUGGCCUCAGCUUAUGCAUUUCUGUUCAAACAUAUUUCUUUUUUCAGAUUCACUAUUCGAUAAAUUCCCAUUUUUCCUACCCUGCCUGUUAAAUUGCGCAGCACUCUUACUUACAGUUGUGUUAGCCUACUUCUACCUACCAGAGACUCUUGUUACAAGGUUGGUAAUCUUGCAAUUUUUAGCUGGUUAAAUACAAUAUAGGCUCUGAACAACCAGCUGUUGUACAGGAAAUGAGCUUACGAUCAGGCUUUUAUUCAGCACCCUUAAGUCAGAGAGCACAUUUAGUUGUUUAACUCUCUCACUUCCAAGAUCUCAUUAGUAAUUCUAAUAAUUGUCUUAUAUACAAUUAUUAUGAUGUUAGUUUGUAGAAUUUGGUACUGGAUCAGCUAAUAAUUCCCUUGUUGACUUUUUUCUCUAUUCUCAUCACUUGUCUGUGUAACUAUAUAGUGACCAUUACAUUGAUAUUGUAUGGAGAGACUGUGUGGGUUGCUCAUGGAAGUGAAAGGGUUAUUGUCUACUUCCUCUCAUUACUUUUUCUCUUGUCCUCAUUCAUUAUUGAUUUUAUUAAUUCUGUUGGUUUGUUGAAAGUCAUGAAUUAAAUUUUGUACCAUUAUUAGACCAUCAUAGAUUUUUCAAUUUUUUUUUGCUACUCAGUGAUGAUGAGACAUCAUCAAGCGGUUCAGAAACUGGUGAAUUGGCCAUGCAAAGCACAGCUUCCAACAGUUUAAUUGAUGAAGAUGAUGAAAAUAGCUGCACAAAAAAAAAUAGUCUGGAAGAAACAGAGGAAGUAGAAAUAUUCAUCAAUGAUGUGAACAAAGAGGAUAUUGACAAUAAUGGAAACUGUUGUGGUUUUAAGAGUUGCUGUUGUCCAAGAUAUAGAUGUUGUAAAUUCUUCAGAGACAGUAAAAUUGCUGUUUUAUUGAGGUAUUACCAAUUUCCAGAGAACUCAUGUUGUUUCAGGAUAUUUUCAGAAUACUUUUUACUGUUGUACAGUGUUGAUUAUGCAGUUAUAUAAGAAAGGAAUGAAUUAAUGCACAUUUUACAUUUUUUUGUAGUUCAUGGAAUGUGCAGUUUACAUAUUGGGUUUAAACAAUGCUUUAUACAAUCCCUCAAGUGUUGUUUGAAUUUGAUUUCCUUGUUCUCUGUUUUCAGGGAUCGUGUUGUAACCCUUGCCAUUUGUGUGUAUUGUACACUUUCAUUCGUUGUCAUUGGUUAUGAUGAGUUGUUUUCUUUGUGGGCUGCCACAGGACCUGAACAUGGUAAGGUGUUUGUUCUUAAAUAUAAGUUUGCAUGAAUCACAUUUUGAAAUUUUGACCAUACUGUAAAAUCCCUCUUUUAUAAAAUAUGCAAGUAUAUUUAGCCCUUAUUUAUAAAUUAAGGCUUGAAUCCUACUGAUGACAAAAUACAUUUGGCUUUCAAAGAUUGUUUUUUCUAAAUGUGAAAAAUGAAGUAUAUUCGAGUGAUGUACAUGUAGAGCGUGAUCUACUUUUAUGAUGGUAAAGGGAUGCAUCAGUAGCCCCAUUCAACCAUCCAUUUUGGCCAGAGUUACCUUAUAAUCAUACUGAAUUGAAGUUCCUUUUUAAAUUGGUGGUGAGUGCAUUUGGAAAUCAUACCCCACCCCUCACCCUUCCCAAAAAGAUUGAUUUCGAAAAAAAAAGAAAAAAAAGGCAUAAAGCUGCUGAUGGUCAGCUUAUUUGCAUCCAAACAGGCCCUUCACACAGCAAUUAGUCAAUCCUGCACUAACCUUAGUGUUAUGUGUUAUUUACACAGGUGGACUUGGCUUUUCUACAGACCAGAUAGGCACUGCAUUACUGUGUGUAGCAGGACCUAUGUUAGUUCUUCAGUUAUGGUUAUAUCCAAAGGUAAAUGUUCAGGCCUUGGUCACUUGAAGGAUGGAUAAUGCUAUCCACUGAGUAAAUCUCUAUCCAGUGGAUAGUUCCUCAGGAAGUGUUGUUAACUCUUAUGUGCUGAAUAGCAUAUCCAUCUUUUGAAAAACUAGGCAAAAAUGUUUGUUUAUUACUGUGAUUGGCUAUACACAUGGUUUUGAAACACAUGAAUUAUUACAUAUGUGUAUUGAUUUGCCCUUUUUCUUGACUUCUUCCUUUUAGCUUGAAAGGCGUCUUGGAUCAAUCAGGGUAAUGCAAGUUGUUUUAAUGUCAUGUUUGCAUUUGUUUGAUUAUUUACCAAACAUCAUACCUGUUUUCACAAAUAGAUGAGAAUGUGUGGAAUUUCCUGAUUAAUUGUUGGAUUUGCUCACAGGUUUUUCAAUUGGCAAAUAUUGUCUUGGGAAUCACAAUUACUUCUUUGUCAGCCUUGAACACCCUACAUGACAGGUUAGUUCCAAAGUAAUGACCAUGUUGAUGUAGAGUACAAUAGAAAACAGUAAUAGUUGAUGAAAGUUGCUAAUGGCAAAAAGAAAGUAAUGUAGCCAAGGGGCUUUUAUAAAUCUGUUUCUUAGUUCGUCUUAGGAGACCAAGGGGGUUGUAUUUAAAACACAAUAUGGAGAAAAGUGAAGAGGAAGAAUGCUGAAGAAAAAUUAGUAGAUAAAAAGUCUCUAAAGAGAAGAAGAUCUUUCCUAAAGGCAAAUUUUAUGAAAAGUAUGAACUAAAAAGGAGGGGUCAGGAUUGAGAUGGCUCAAACAUCACAAUCAACCUUCAUUGACAUCUACUAAAUGAUCUUCUCCAACCUCGUUACAGGUCAAAAGUUCUCUGGCCAUUGAUGAUUGUUGUUCUCAUUCCACUGAGGAUGGGUAUUGGUUGUGGCUUUAGCUCCACAGGAAUCCUUGUCAACAAUGCGGUACCUGCUUACCUCUUAGGCUCUGCAAAUGGACUUGCGAUGACAGCAAGUUCCAUAUCCAGGUAGGUGCAUCUAAAAUAUCUUAUUUCUACUGAAAUGAUUACCUCCCUAAGAUAUUCGAGGCACUUUGAGGGAGAAGGAUUAGGCAUUGGUUUAAUACCUUUCCUCAUAUUGUGUGGCACUGAUUGUUUUUUUAAGACCUUGAGUAACAACUGAUUAGUUCCGCUCUUUGCUGUCCGUGUUUUUCUUUGGGUUCUCUUGUGUGAUUAAAACUCACCUUUCUUCGACAUGCAUCUCUUAGCUAAUUGUUUUACUUGUAACUCUCCCAUAUUAGCUUAGUCAACAAAUUUUAUUUGUAUUUAGUUCAUUUUAGGGUGGCUCAAAAUGGUUUGUCUACAAAGGGGUUUCGUGCAAACUUUAAUUUGUCGAAAAAGUAAUGUAGCUCUGAACGUACAUUUGCAGAAAGAUGACUUUUGACACACUGGUUGUAAUUCCAUGAUAACAUGGAGAUCACCACAUUUUUUUAGUCAUAGACCCAUAAUGUUAACAUUAUGGUUGUUUUUAAUUGGCUACAGCGUGGCAUGGUAAUCUACAACAUGUUGUUUUGAAAAACAAUAUAUACGCUUUUCAAGGCAACUAAGUUGUAGUCAGGUUUAUUGCGUUCUUUCUCUGUCAGAACCCUAGCUCCACUUGUUGCUGGAAGUGCGUUUGCCUGGUCGAUAAGUAAGGGCUACAAACACGGAUUCCCGCUUGAUGAACACUUCGCUUUCAUAUUGCUUUCCAUCGUGUGUUUCCUGGCUGUUCUGCUGAGCUGUACUCUUCCCAAGAGACUGAACAUGAGACCGUCAGCGCCAGUGAAAGUAUGAAGACAGAAGCCCGCAUUCUCUUUCCCAUCAUUCAGUGUGCACACUGUAAAGAAAAGGGAGGGGCGGCAACACAAUGACAGCACGCUUGGCGCAACGUCAUAUUUAUGCCACUCAGGCAUUCAAGACUACCAGAAUGGAAGUAGCCUUAUCUUUUGGAAGGAUCUGCACGCUGUUUUUAGAGGAAAUGACAGAUGGAUUAGAAGAAGAAAAAUUGAUUGACGUAAAUUACAACUCAGGUUUGAAAACGCUGGGUUAAAGUUUAAAGAUGCAAAAACUCUGGGCUCCUUUAAAACUAGAAUAACCUUAAUAGGACUUAAUCAAAAACUCGUCAAUUUUAUGGUCUAUUUUUUAUUGUGGUACUUACAUCUAUUUGUUUGGUGUUGUUCUCGUUCUUGAUGAGGGACGAAUAGAAAAACGGUUAUUUAUAUAUGUAUGCUUGAAUGAAAAAAUUUUAUAAAGCUCGGGUGGUUUGGCGACAAUGAUAUGCAAACAACACUUCAAUUUGUUUAGCUAGCAUGUAUGUUAUUAAUUUAUUACGGAAAUUCACCCACUAGUUGUCUGAGGUAUUUAAUAUAUUGUUCAGAAAUAACGAUAACAUCCAUCGUCAAUCUAUUAAACGCCCUAGAUCUUAAUCUACAGCGUUAUGGUACGUAAGUCUUUGAUAAAGGGCAAUGUUCAGUUGAGAGUCUAAUCCAGGAUUAAAUAAUAUGGAAACUUUCAUUAUCAUUUCAACUAAUCACGUGAUACACUUGUCGUAGUCGUGGUUAACACAAGCGUAUUUCAUGUUUUCAUUGGCUCUUUUAUUGCUUAUUUAUUUUUCUAUUUUUUUUUUCAAUCGAAAAUCGUCCUAUUUGGCCGACUUGAUUUGAAUCUAAGCAUUCAAGACGUCAAAUAAUUUUAUUAAAAAUAUUUCGUUUGCCAUUAGCUUAUUUGGUAGAAGUUGAUGUACUUACACAUUUACACUUGAAAAAAUGAGCUAAAUUUAAUACAAUUAUACUUUUAAUUUAUUUAUAAUUUAGCAAAAUAUUUUGACUAUUUUUUAGCAUGCACAUUAGUAUGGAGCACUGAAAUGCUUCUGCUUUUGUCGGUGUGUCUCGUGGUGGGAUCUGAUCUAAAUUUAUCAAUAAGAGAUAAUUAGGAAAAUUUUUUAAAUUAUCAAAGAGGUAAUAUAUA
Molecule: messenger RNA, 10118 nt
Organism: Pocillopora meandrina
Lineage: Eukaryota; Metazoa; Cnidaria; Anthozoa; Scleractinia; Pocilloporidae
Source: the annotation of a GenBank genome assembly